UUCGCGCGACAUUGUUUCGCAUGUGCUGAGCUUGUGUUGUUGACAAAUAUGUCUACGGCUCUUAUAACUGCACUGAGCGUCUUAACCAAACCUGUUCCAGAGGCCAAUUCAAGUGGUCCACAAACAACCCAACAGGAAGUGCUUGUCUCUGCUCUCCAGAGGAACCAGGCAGAACUAAAGCGAAUGUUGGAUGGUGGAGAGCUGGCGGAGGCCCGGCGUUUACUAGAGGGAGUUAGGAGCGAGGCACAGUGGUUCUGUGUUCACACUGAGGACUCAACUUGGAGCUUUGUACAGGAAUGCCUCCUCCUGCUGCUCUGCUUGGCUCGUCAUCUCACCAGGCUGGUGGAGGCUUUUAACCGGGACUCAAGUCCUGCCGUUCCAAACCCCCGUGUUCCAGAGGCAGCUCCACCAUUACCUCCGGAUGUCCUUAGUGUAGCUCAGCAGAAGACCCUAGGCACUGUGCUACAGUUUCUUGUCACCCUGGGCCUGUGUCCAUACUUGGUACCUGGGGUGGGGGUGAGUCUGGUGCUGCGCUCUGCGUUUGGGGUUACUGUGGAGGCUGCAGUGCGCCGCGAUGUGGCCCCACCCUGUGAACGCAGACUUCUUAUAACCACUACUGUUUUUCUUGAAGUGGCUUCUCUGUCGUCCCUGGCCACUUUGGUCUUUACUCGCCACCUUGGUGACCUGAUGGCGGCGCUUUGCCAGUUAGGGUAUCGGCCUCAUCGGCCUGAAGGAGACGGUGUAGAGAAUAAUAAGGGCCUCACUGUAGAAGAGAGAAAGACAUGCAAACAAGAACUUCGGGGUCUUCUGGGAAGAGUUUAUCAGCCAAUUGCUAUCAAGGAACUGCUAGUUCUUCAAGGGGGCCCCAAGGCAGCUCCCGGCUCCAGGCUGCCUCAGGCGCCCCCCUGGUUGAGGCGUCUUUGUGGCCAGUUGCUCUCUGAGAGGUUGAUGCAGCCACACGGGGUCCAAGCAGUGGUCAGAGCCAUCUUGGAGGGAUCAGGAGGUGGAGACUCAGAUUGGAGAAAAUGUGAUGCUGUAGCUAAGAUACUGGCAACUUGCCCCCAACAGUCGCUCUCUGCUGAGAGUUAUUACAGUCAAGUGUGCCCACAGGUUCUAGGUCUUCUCCAUUUCAAGGACAAGAUAACGGCACUACAGUUCCAGCGAGUUGCCACCAGGGUGGUGCUCACCUUGGUGGAGGAUCAGCCUGAGUUUGCCCAGCGCUUCUUAUUGCCUCCUCUCCUCUCACCCCUAAAGCACUGUGCAACAGUCCCAGAAGCUGCAUGCGCCAGAGGAGAAGAUGUAGUACCCGAGUCUGAGCUGACCUGUUGUGUGGAGGAUGUGUAUAAAAUCUAUGUGGUGGGUAACAGCCCAUCAGGAAUCCUGCUAAGCGCUCUUGGGGAAGUAAUUCCCACUAUCGUCAGCCUGUAUUGUUACACCAACCACAAUGUCUCUCACCUACGCACCCCAUGUAAGGAGAUCCUGCAGUGGUACCUGUCUCAUGUGGAGCCAUCAGCAGCACUUUUACUGCUCAAACACCUGUGUGUCAUGCAGGGAGGUGGAGAUGGAGGUGGAGUUGCAUCUGGCUACCAUUUUUCACCUGGCAGUGAAGGAGGUGUCAAGCUCACCCGAAAAGACCCUUUCAGUGAUGAGGAUGAUGCUCUGUAUGAGAGAGUGUCAGGGGAUCAGUGGAAAGUAGAGUGUGUCGUGCAACUCUUGGCUCAAAUGAAGGACACGGAUCUGCCUGGAGAAUUCUUCCUCUCGCUCCUGCAGGAUCUCACAGACUUGGCAUCAGAGCAGCAGGAACCUGAGAAGGAAGUAGACACAUCUUCCAUGACGUUGCUGGAGCUGGAGAAACACCUCGCAGGGAGUGUGAGUGGCUAUGGUCAGAGGCUGGCUCUUCUACAGACUCUGGCUGUCAUGUGUGAGAUUCUGCCACACACACAGCUACUGCGUAAAGUUACCCAGGUGGUGAGCUUCAUAGAGGCCAUGCUACAGAGGGCAUGUGUGGGUCUAGAACACAGCACAGAGAGCUCAGUUGAGAGUCAGACUCUAAGUAUGGGAAUGGGGCUGGUGGCCACUCUGCUGUCUGGAGCUGCACAGCUUACUCCAGAGGACUACUCCUCUAUGGCCAGGCUGCUGCCUCCUCUGGAGCAGAUUUCACAGCAACACCCAGAGCUGGUGAUCCAGGAGCUGGCAUCAGAUCUGCGGGCUACCAUAGCCACACGAGGGGCUUAUCAUUCAGAUUCUGUGACUAAUGCUGCCCAGUGCUACAGCCAUAGCAGUUAUACUCAAACAAAGAACCAGGUGACAAGCCAAACCAAAGGAAAUCGUGUCAAACCUGGUGGAACCUCAGAGAGCCUAAAAGCUCAUGUUAGUCAGAACAUUGAGAUGCAGCAUGUCACUCAACAGUCACCUACAAUUACCCAUACCUGCUGUUCAGUCACUGCACAGUCCACUGCUUCAGUGCCUUCACAUUCUCAAAAUACAGCACGUCUUGGCACAGUUAGCACAUCUGCCGAAGUGAGGGAGCAAGCCCAGAGUUUUCAGAAUAUAAAUUUAAAAUCAUUUACACCGAAGCCUGCUGCCAGCAAACACAUUUCUGCGUCCAAUACUCCCACUACUCCCACUCCAGAAAAGGUCUUCUCUGAGUGGUUGCUGGAGGCCUGUGACCCUGAUAUACCCACCCGGGCCAUGGCACUGCGGGCACUCACCCAGUGUGUAAAAGAGGGAACCACAGAGGCACUACAGGCUCGAGACAAGCUUCUAAUGAUAUUCUUGGAGAACCUGGAGCAUGAAGACUCAUUUGUGUACCUUUCUGCCAUUCAAGGCCUGGUCUUGUUGGCUGACUCAUUUCCUGAGCAGAUCCUGCAACGGCUGUUAGUAGAGUAUCAGGCAGAUCCAAGUGCAGCUUCGUCCAGCAGGGGGCAAUGUCUUGAGACACGCCUCAAGGUGGGGGAGGCUCUGAUGCGAGCUAGUAGAGCCAUGGGUGACCUUGCACCACACCAUGGCCGCCCUCUGAUUGGGGCAUUUCUGAGAGGCACACGAGAUGAGGACAGCAGUGUUCGUGCUAGCUGCCUCUCCAACCUGGGAGAGCUGUGCCAGCGCUUACAUUUCUCCCUCGGCCCACUGGCACAGGAGUUGAGCAUCUGUCUCACGUCCCUGAUAAAGACAGAAAAAGAAGCAGAGGUGCGAAGAGCUGCGGUCCAUGUCAUUGUUUUAUUACUGAGGGGCCUCAGUGAUAAAACCACUCAGGUUCUAGGAGAUGUUCUUUUGGAGCUGUAUCGGGCUUUAAAGUGGGUGGUGCGUGCUGACUCGGAUAAGGUGGCUGUACUACAUGCUCAACUGGCCCUGGAAGAACUUGAUGAUGUCAUGAGGAAAUUCAUUUUCCCUCAACAGAAACUGGAGAAGAAGAUUGUGGUUUUGCCCUGACUCUGGAUACCUACUCGUGUUUCUUUGGCCUAAAUUGGUUAAAAUAAAAAGUUCCCACUAAUCAUACUUUCUGAAGUUUUGGUGCCUGACAAAAUAGAAUUCAGGCUUUUGUCAUCAGACUCAGAGGUCAGAGGGAAGGAGAGUAAAUUAAAGCAAAGCAAAUGACUGAGAUUGGUCUUACUCUGCACACAACACAGAACAACAAUAUACUAUACACUAUGUAUGUAGUUCCUGUGCUCCUCACCCCCACACUUUUGCACUACUUAUAGAAAACAGUUUUGACACAGCUAAUAACAAAUCAACCCGAUUCAUUACUCUACGAGUUCAUUUAAAGGUGUGUACGUGCUACUGAACCUUUCCAUGUCCUUAAGCUUCUAGAAGUGAUGAGAAAAUUGAGAAAAUAUGGCUUUGAUUUUAUAUGUAUGUAUGUACAUUAAGUUGAAUGUAAUACAGGGAAGAUGAUCCA
Hemibagrus wyckioides is the source of this 3895-nucleotide messenger RNA. RefSeq names its product transport and golgi organization 6 homolog (Drosophila) (gene tango6). The transcript has 18 exons. The coding region runs from base 49 to 3429 and encodes 1126 amino acids. The record is from RefSeq and is a predicted model, not a curated record. Gene Ontology annotation, biological process: protein secretion. Lineage: Eukaryota; Metazoa; Chordata; Actinopteri; Siluriformes; Bagridae.